This is a messenger RNA of Rotaria sp. Silwood2, 492 nucleotides long. Lineage: Eukaryota; Metazoa; Rotifera; Eurotatoria; Philodinida; Philodinidae. The record is from the annotation of a GenBank genome assembly.
AUGAAUCUUGAAUUUACUGUAACAGAAAGUAUAACCCGUUAUUCUGGUAUAAUUAAUGAAAUUCAAUAUGAAUUUGAAGAAUUUACUAUUGAAAAAAGUUCUCUUGGUAUGACAAAUAAAAGAGAAAAACGUAGUCGAAUAUAUAAUGCUACAAUAAAACGAAAAGAUUACAAUAUUUUAACUCGAUACAUUCCUGAUGCAUUAUCAUUUAAUGAUUUUAUUCUUGUUUUACGUCCAUUCGUAAUGGGAUAUUAUCAAAAUGAUGAUUUAAUCAAAGCCUUUCAAAUUUUAGAUAAAAAUCACUCUGGUUCAAUUGAUAUUGAUGACUUAGCGAAUUUUUUACCAAUUAUUAAUGAAUAUGCAACUAUUGAUACUUUGAAAAAUUACAUUAGAAAAUCAGAUUUUAAUUUUAAUGGAUCUUUAAAUUAUGAUGAAUUUCGAUCACUUAUAUUGCGAGGUAUUGGACGUGAGAUGAUAUGUAUUCAUGUCUAA